UUUUUAUAUAUCCAUAAUACCAAAAUUGAAUAGGCAGUAACUUUAAUGCUAUAUUUAAUUGCUAAUAUUUUUUUGUGUAUAUUCUAUGGUCUUCAACCUUAGAGGUGCAGUCUACUCAGAAUAAAAGAACCAGAGAGAGAGAGAGAGUAGCAUAGUUCACUCAGUGAGAAACAUAACCAUGAGUUUUCCAACAGAGGAAGAUGAUAAUUACAACAAAAACGAAUCAAAUUCAAUUCAAGAUGAUCAGAUCAAGCGAGCUCAACUAAAAAUGCAAUUUCGCAGUACAAGAAAGGGGGAUGAUGAGACCAUUGAGUCCUAUGUGAAAAGAUUGAAAUCCAUAGCAGAUUCUCUAGCAGCAAUGGGCCUUCCAAUAUCAGAUUGGGACAUGGUGUUGCAACUUCUUGCUGGUUUGCCUAGUGAAUACGAGCCCCUCAGGAAAAUAAUAGCAUCAAAGUGGCCUCACCCCACUUUUGAAGAGGCUUGUUCCAUGGUGUACAUGCUGGAGGGCAUAUUACUGCAGGAUCAUCAUGAGUAG
Molecule: messenger RNA, 535 nt
Organism: Lycium ferocissimum
Lineage: Eukaryota; Viridiplantae; Streptophyta; Magnoliopsida; Solanales; Solanaceae
Exons: 2
Coding region: 179-535 (118 amino acids)
Source: RefSeq, a predicted model, not a curated record